Haliotis rubra (blacklip abalone) is the source of this 450-nucleotide messenger RNA. Its product is annotated as C-type lectin BfL-2-like. The record is from RefSeq and is a predicted model, not a curated record. Gene Ontology annotation, molecular function: signaling receptor activity. The coding region runs from base 1 to 372 and encodes 123 amino acids. The transcript is spliced from 3 exons. Lineage: Eukaryota; Metazoa; Mollusca; Gastropoda; Lepetellida; Haliotidae.
AUGCAAACAUUUAUUUCUGUUACACGAAAGUUUGAAUGUGAAAAGGAGGAUGCCUAUCUGGCGUCAAUAGAGACAGAGAGUGAAAGCAGAGACAUCCAUGCGCUGAUGGAGGAGCUGAAUGUCGCAGAUACUGACAACGUGUGGAUCGGCCUGUCAGAUGUCCGAGAGGAGAAUGUUUGGGUCUGGGAGGCAAGCAGAUACCAAGCCACGUUCUUCGACUGGGGGUCAACUGAGCCCAACCAGUCGGGAACAACACAACAAGACUGUGUCAUUCUGUACGGGAAACGCAAGCAUACGUGGGCCGACGAUCGAUGUGAAAUUAAGAACUUUUACCUUUGUGAAAGGCCGUUACAAGCAAGUGCAUCGGGAUAAUGUUUCAUUUCCGGCACCAACGACGCGAGUGUAUAACGUCAUGCAUUGGUUCACGUCGUUUCCGAAAUACACUUUUAC